AGAUCCCAAAAGGAAGAGUUCGAAGAACGUCCAUUGUUGAGAAGUUGUCCAAGUCCAAGGAAUCGGAACUCAUUGCUUUAUCGAUUCUGGAGAAUGCUGGCCAGCGACAAAGAGAAUUUGAGAAAUUGAUCAGCGAACACCAGGAGCUUGUACAUGAAAUCAGUCGCACACCCAGCGCAGAAAAUAUUGUACAGAGCGAUACAGGGAGAGACCCCUAG
Molecule: messenger RNA, 218 nt
Organism: Candidula unifasciata
Lineage: Eukaryota; Metazoa; Mollusca; Gastropoda; Stylommatophora; Geomitridae
Source: the annotation of a GenBank genome assembly